AUGCCGCCCCCGCCGCCCCCGCCGCCCCCCGGCCGCUCCUUCGGCAUCGCGGCGCUGCUGGGCCGGGACCCCCCCGGGGCUGCCCCCGGCCCCUCCGGUCUGGAGUUGUCUCACUGUGUCGGGACCAACCCUCUGGGUCCUGCUGGGCCUUGGAGGUCGGGGGGGCCCUGCAAGAUGAAGAGAGUCCGUACGGUCUUCAAACCAGAGCAGCUGGAGCGGCUGGAGCAGGAGUUCCUCAAGCAGCAGUACAUGGUGGGCACAGAGAGGGUGGACCUGGCUGCAACCCUGCAUCUCACGGAGACCCAGGUCAAAGUCUGGUUCCAGAACCGGAGGAUCAAGUGGAGGAAGCAGAGCAUGGAGCAGAAGGCGGCGAAGCUGUCACAGUUCGGGGUGAUCCAGCCUGCGAGCGCCGACUCCACCGACAGCAAGGACCGUGAGGAGGACGCCGUGGACGUGGAGCUUUGA
Molecule: messenger RNA, 465 nt
Organism: Lonchura striata (white-rumped munia)
Lineage: Eukaryota; Metazoa; Chordata; Aves; Passeriformes; Estrildidae
Source: RefSeq, a predicted model, not a curated record